GUAUUAACGUGUUAUGAUAGCACUAGUUCCGUGGUUGAAGCUGAGAGGAUGAUAAGUAGUGAGAGAGAGUUCCUUGAUAAACAAAAUAACAUCUGAUUAUUGGUUCAUGUGCAUUCCCAUGCUGCCUCACUAUUACCGGCCUCCUUUCACAAUGGCCAUUGGAAUGAAGAUGUGACCCACUUUCCUGAUAUAAAAGACCCUGAAAUUCUAUUUGUUUUUAAGGACUUAAUGGCUGCAAGUUGGGAUGAGCUUCCAGAUACACUCAUCAGUGAUGCAAAUAAGGUUUUGUCUAAAAAUACAGAUGACAAGGCAGCCCAAGAAGCUAUGGCAAAUGUUUUUCGUGCAGCUAAGGCUAUCAAGGAGUUUAGUGGGAUGCUCGUGUCUUUGAGGAUGGCAAUUGAUGACAGCACUGGAUUGGGUGGAGAGGAUGUAAAACCCUUGCCGGAGGAAUUUGUAAACGCAUUGCGUACAGUCUAUCAAAGAUACACUGCAUAUUUGGAUGCUUUUGGGCCAGACAAGACCUAUUUGCGUAAGAAAGUUGAAACUGAGCUUGGAACGAAAAUGAUACACUUAAAGAUGAGGUGCAGUGGUAUUGGUUCUGAGUGGGGAAAGGUUACAGUUCUGGGGACUUUUGGACUUUCAGGUUCCUAUGUUGAGCACAGAGCUUAGUUUCUUGGAGAUGGUUAAAAGCAUCAUGUCUUCAUGUUGUCUUUUCUCUUGGGGAACUUUUUUCAUGUUUGUUCCUCUUUCAGACAUUUUGCUGGUGCUGUCAUUACUCUUUAAAUAAAUCUAGUUUGGUCUCAUGUGCUCUGCUUCUUCUUUUCUUUUCUUUUCUUUAUUUUUUUUAAUGAAGUUUGGUGAAACUAAUAAUUACAACUUAAUGUUGCACAUAACAUCAGAAAGCUAAUGUAAGGAAAUUGGUUUCCUUUGGGUUAGAAA
Camellia sinensis is the source of this 939-nucleotide messenger RNA. RefSeq names its product succinate dehydrogenase subunit 5, mitochondrial-like. The record is from RefSeq and is a predicted model, not a curated record. Lineage: Eukaryota; Viridiplantae; Streptophyta; Magnoliopsida; Ericales; Theaceae. Gene Ontology annotation, biological process: tricarboxylic acid cycle. Gene Ontology annotation, cellular component: respiratory chain complex II (succinate dehydrogenase).